Branchiostoma floridae (Florida lancelet) is the source of this 2822-nucleotide messenger RNA. Its product is annotated as dephospho-CoA kinase domain-containing protein-like. Gene Ontology annotation, molecular function: ATP binding; dephospho-CoA kinase activity. The record is from RefSeq and is a predicted model, not a curated record. NCBI's taxonomy places the organism in Eukaryota, Metazoa, Chordata, Leptocardii, Amphioxiformes, Branchiostomatidae. Gene Ontology annotation, biological process: coenzyme A biosynthetic process.
AUGCUCCUUGUAGGCCUGACUGGCGGUAUAGCCACAGGUAAGAGUACAGUGUCUUCCAUGUUUAAAGAAUUGGGGGUUCCUGUAGUGGAUGCUGAUCAAAUAGCAAAAGAUGUUGUUGAACCAGGCAUGCCGGCCUACAAGAAGAUCGUGGCCCAUUUUGGCCGUGAGAUAUUGCAGGAGGAUGGCCAGCUGAACAGAGAGAGACUGGGCGAGAUUAUCUUUAGUGAUGAACAGGAAAGGAAAGUGCUGAAUUCUCUCACCCACCCUGCCAUACACAGGGAGAUGGUCUGGCAAGUCAUCAAACUCUUCUGCCAAGGUCAUAAGUACACCAUACUGGAUGUUCCCCUGCUGUUUGAGACUGGGAGGAAGCUACAGACAUACCUCUACACCACAGUGGUUGUGUCAUGCGAUGAGGAGACACAACUUGACAGACUCAUGGCAAGAAACAACUACAACAAAGACAAGGCAGUAAAACGGGUCCAAGCACAAAUGCCUCUGAAAAAGAAAAUAGAGCUGGCCAAUCACAUUAUUGAGAACUCUGGAGAGUUAGAGUUUACUAAGGAGCAAGUCUUGCUGUUGCAUCAGCGGCUGUGUUCAUCCUACAGAAGAUUGGUUUUCAUGCUCAUACUGGGUAUACUUGUUUUACUGUAUGCAGUAUUUUUCAUCAGAAACAUUUUGACUCGUUGACAAUUCUAAAUGUCACUGUAGGUGCGUGUAUCAUGAUCUACUAGUAGGAUGUUGCAUGCUAUUUUAUAAUAGAUUACUUUAUAAUAAAUUACAAUGGGCCACAUAUAUUGUAAUAUUCAAUACAUGCAGACAUAGAGCUACAGUAUCAUACCAAACCAGUUAAAGGCUGAUGUGAUUUUUAUUUGGUUGGCUGCUGACAAGUGUAUACAAUUGGUUGAUCUUUGACCUUGACUAUAUUGACAAUGAGAAAAGUCAUUACAUGCGUCUGCCUAGGCAGCUUUGGACUGCGGCAGUGUCUGUAUCUGUAUAUUAGCCAGCAUAAUUGCCCUUUGGCAUAACACACCAACUUUGCAGACAUGGGGCAAAGCAACAGCUGGUUAUAUUACACUGUCAAACCUGACAUUUGCACAUUUAUAAAUGUUAAGCUAACUGCAGGAUUUAGUGUUUUUAAAGAUAUCGGGCGAAAAUGCCCUUACUUUGAUAAUAAAUUCCACUCUUUCUUGUUCUGGAAAAAUACGCAUCAAACCUAGGUUAGUAACUCUGGUACUUGAAGGCUUGGCUAUUUUGUCUUGUCUUACCAGGUAUACUGUUAUAUAUUAUAUAUGUAUAUACCAGUUUAUUUAGUAACUUAACUUUGUCUUCAAGUGACAUCCACUGUAGAUCAGUUUUCCUUUUGGAAACAGUAGUGUCAUAUCAUUAAGUGAUUCUGUAUGAUUGUACCUCACCUCACCGGUCCCAUAUGAUUGUACAGAUACAGAUAAUAUUCAGGCUGUGGGAGUUGUUGGCAGGAUGAAGAAGGUCGAUUCUGUGUUCCUUCUGCUGCUUGUCAAUGUACUUCAGUUGGAAUUCCUGUGGUUAUAUUUAGUUCCUAUGUUUUGUACAGUAUUUUAUGCCUUAGGCCACAGCAAGUAAAUUUUAUGGAUGACAUCCUCUGCAGACUGCAAAAAUAGUGCGAUAGGGCGGGAAAAAAAACAAGAUGGGUAAAAAAAACAAGAUGGCUACAUUUUCAAAAAUAGGCACCAUAAAGUUGUGAUGACUGUUAUUAAAGGGAAAAAACAUGGCAUCGGAGCCAACAAGGCAUUCAUUCCUGUAUUUAAGACAUGUACUGAAGUGGUAUAAGUGACACUAGUGUGGUAGACUGGCAUCACCAACAAAGUUGGUAACCACACUUGGCUUCCAUAUUGAUGUCACUUUUACAACUAUCCAAUAAGUUUCAUUUCUACAACUACAGUCCUGGGUACCUCACAAGUGUCACUUCUACAAGUACAAUUAUUAGGCUACAACACAAUAUAUUCGCUCAUUUUGGUACUUUGUCGCCAUGUUAACCAUCCCUACAGAAGAAGAAAAAAAUUUUUUUUUCUGAAAGCAGACAAAAAUUAAUGCGCGCGCUGAUGCCAUCCAUAAAAUUUACUUGUUGUGGCCCUAGUCUGUAUUGCCGUGUCUGAAUGCAUCUUGACAUGUUUCUUAGCAAUGCCAUAUGGACAAACUUGAUGUAGAUGCGACUGUGAUUUCUUGAUGUAGAAAUUCCACCAGAACAUCACAACAAACGUAACCAUUGCGUGCAAGAUUCAGAUAAUCUUCAUUGGCUACUGAUAAACUACAAAUGUUGACAGUGAUAACUAUAGAACGUCAAAGCUCUGCGCAUACUAUGGCUCCCUCUGGGGUUUGCAAUCGGAAGAUCGCACCCUUGUCUAUCAAUCUAUGUCAAUAUGCUCGUAAUAGCUUGUUCAAUCAUAUCGUAUUACUACUCAUGUUGUCAAACUCACGUUUGUCAUCUACAGAUGAAAGGUUGAAUUUCUGGCAACAUUUUCUAUGUUCAAUCGGAAAUACAAAAUGCGCGCAGGGCCGCCAUGGCAGGACAUUGACUCACUAACAACCUAUGCUUCGGUUAUAUGACAUUCAAAUAACACGUGCCCUGUUUACAGUUGAAUACAGCAAUUCUCCCAAGCUAAUGCAAAUCACCUUUUCAUUUCAAUUUUUAUUGGAUGUUCUUAACGAACAUAGGAAGUAUUCAAAUACUGACUUUAAAUAUAUACACGUAUUGAUAUUAAGAAGUAAUGAUGUUAUUAGCUUGACAUGAGGUAAAAAUGCUGUAACCUUAUACAUCUGCCCAACAUGUUUCGGACUUGAAUUAA